AUAGUACACUUGCAAGAUAGGAAAGUAGCGAUGGCGAUAGCGGCGAUGAGAAUAUUCAGGAUAAUGGAGUAGGUAAGAUACGAAUGAGGGGUUGGUUAAAAAGGGGUAGGUCUAGUUCCGUUCUUUUAAACCUUCCAAGACUCAUCACAUUCAUCGUUCUACUUCCCGAUCAUUCUCCCCACCUCAGAUCUUUAUUCCUCGAGCUUCACAAAACAAUUCCUACCUUCACAAUGGCCCCAAGUGUAAUAGGCUCUCUUAAGAGAAAUGCGGACGAGCUCAACGGGCACUCGCCAAUCAAAAAGGAUAGCAGCAUCAACCGGGCCUUCUCAAUUCCAAAAGCCAAUGAGUCGGUCAGUUUGCCUGUCUUCAACAGUCUCAACAUCGAAGCUCUGCCAGUUGAUACUGUCUCAAAAUUCUUCAUAACCAUAGCUCCAGGUGUACUUAGCACAAUCGAUGUCCCAGUGUAUGCCUACCGAUCUAGCAAACCAGGCCCAGUAGUUGGCAUAACAUGUGCCAUCCACGGAAAUGAAGUAAACGGCAUUCCAGUCAUCCAACGGCUAUUCUCUAGCAUCGAACGCGGAACAACUCAUAAACACCGCAGCACCCACGAAACAUUGGAAGAUGGACAAGAGAGUCUGAGAGUCGAUUGCGGAACCAUAAUUGGCAUACCCGUUGUCAAUGUUCCCGGCUUUGUUGCUUCCAUGCGCUGCUUUGACGAAGAGUCGAAGCAAGAUCUAAACAGGCUUAUGCCAGGCAAAAUUGAUGGCGCCGCUCCUCAACAAUACGCAUACCGGAUCUUCCACAAUAUCGUCACCAAGUUCGACUACCUGAUGGACCUUCACACUGCAUCUCUAGGGCGGCGGAACAGCCUGUACGUGCGUGCUGACAUGAACGAUCCCGUUAUUGCGAAAUUGGCAACGUUGAUGAAGCCGCAAGUCCUUGUGCAUGUUGCUACCAAGGGAUCGUUACGAGGUUGUGCACAGGCAAUUGGUGUCAAAGCACUUACAGUUGAGAUCGGCAACGCAAGUUCUUUCCAAAAACCAUUCAUCCAAGAUACCUACGCUGGAAUAUGCAGAGUCAUCUCCGAUAUAGGAUUAUUCUCUGCAUCCGGAAUUCCAGACGGAACCCUAGACCAAGCGACAAGCCUGGGUGUAAAAGAGUCCGUUGUCUGCUCUCGAAGCUACUGGAUUUUUACUAAAACAGGGGGGAUUUUGCGGGUUUUUAAAGAUAUCGCCGAACUCGUCCAGCCUGGCGAGCUCAUCGCGCAAGUUGAGUCCAUAUUCGGCGAUGUGAUCGAGGAGGUUCAUGCGCCAACAGACUACCUAACGAUCGUUGUGGGCUUAGAGGCAAAUCCGAUCGCCAGGGGAGGGAAUCGCAUUGUACAUCUUGGUGUCGUAGGGAGUAACUUUGGGGAAGUCGCAAAUGAUGGGCAUUUAUAAAAUAACAACGCCGCUAAAAAAUAAUUAAUACCUUUUCGCAAUAAUAAAGUUCAUAUAUACAUAUAGAUAGUAGCUAAAUAAAUAAAAUAUAAUUAAAAC
Messenger RNA from Pseudogymnoascus verrucosus, 1538 nucleotides. RefSeq lists its product as uncharacterized. Gene Ontology annotation, molecular function: hydrolase activity, acting on ester bonds. The record is from RefSeq and is a predicted model, not a curated record. The transcript is spliced from 4 exons. NCBI's taxonomy places the organism in Eukaryota, Fungi, Ascomycota, Leotiomycetes, Thelebolales, Thelebolaceae. Bases 84 to 1439 code for a protein of 451 amino acids.